Messenger RNA from Amborella trichopoda, 1251 nucleotides. RefSeq names its product protein DEEPER ROOTING 1. NCBI's taxonomy places the organism in Eukaryota, Viridiplantae, Streptophyta, Magnoliopsida, Amborellales, Amborellaceae. Gene Ontology annotation, biological process: regulation of growth; gravitropism. The record is from RefSeq and is a predicted model, not a curated record.
GGGGCACAAGAGCAAAAAGAUGAGUGUAUACCUUUUGCAUGAAAAUGAGAAUUAUAAGUUUUUGUUUCAACUACAUCAUUCUUUCUUGGUCUUGAAAUGAAUUACAAGUCGUUAUUUAUUUGUACAUUUUUCUUGCAGCUCCUAAGUUGGAUGCAACAUAAACUCAAUGGGAGAAAUACCCCAAAGAACACCCAACUGCCCUCUCCAGGCUUUGGGACCCAUGAAGCUUCCAAAGAUACCAAAUCUAAGGAAGACAACACACAAUGGCAGCAUGGGCUACUUGCCAUUGGGACCUUAGGCAACAAUGACCUAAAAGAAGACGGGGAAAAUCAAGAACUCAAUAAAAAUGGAGCUCAAGAACUUGAAGAAAUGUCAGAAUUCACUGCAGAAGAGAUUGCUAAGCUCCAAAAGGAAUUGACCAGGCUCCUAGCCUUCAAGCCAAGCUCUGGGGAUGCAUGCUCUAACAAUGGAGGAGAAAACAGUGAUUGUCCUUUGAAGAAAUUUCUUAGCUGCCCCUCGACUCUGAAUUUGGAGAGGAGGUAUCAGUUGGACGCCACUGAGGAUCGAAUCGAGCUGAGAGAGGAUUCGAAUUGCUCCAGCACUGUUCGGAGUAAAGGCAAGGAUGUGUGUGUAGACAACAAGAGUGUAAUUUGUCAGCGAUCGAUUUCAUUCCUUCUCAAGAAGAUGUUUGUCUGUAGAAGUGGGUUUGCUCCAGUUCCAAGCCUCAGAGAUCCCCUACCUGAAUCAAGGAUGGAGAAGUUGCUACGGACCAUAUUGCAUAGGAGGAUAUAUCCCCAGAGUACUUCGACGUCUAGCCGGAAGUACUUGUCCAGCAAAUCAAUGGCAAAAUCAGAAACAACAAAUGAAGAACAAGGGCAAGGAGAUAGUUGCAGAUGGGUCAAGACCGACUCUGACUUUAUUGUUCUAGAGAUGUAAGUGGUGCUUCACCUAACACCUGCUCUUGAAUGGAUGGCUCUAAUUAAAAGAAGUUCAAGAACUUUGGCAAUAAAAUGAGCCAAAAGAUGUUGAGGAAAAAAGGAAACAAAUUCGUACCGAUUAUUCCAUGGUGGGCGCUUGAUUAGAUGCAUAAAGGUUCUGAAAUUGACUAUGUUUUUUUGAGUACCCUCCUUGAUUGAUGUGGAAAUAUCUAUAAAUCUAUUCUUAUAUCGGUCUUACUCCCGCGGUGUACGUGAAAGAUUUUUUUUCUCAUUUUUACUUGACCUUAUAUAGUUGGGAUAAUGCUUUGGAUGA